Messenger RNA from Linum trigynum, 954 nucleotides. Lineage: Eukaryota; Viridiplantae; Streptophyta; Magnoliopsida; Malpighiales; Linaceae. The record is from the annotation of a GenBank genome assembly.
UCUAGAAAAACCCUAACCAGGGAGAAGAAAAAGAACCCGAGUUCCCGCCGUCGUCAAAGCUCUCUGUCCACAGCCAUGAAGUUUAACAUCGCUAACCCCACAACGGGGUGCCAGAAGAAGCUGGAAAUCGAUGACGAUCAGAAGCUGCGUGCCUUCUUUGACAAGAGAAUCUCCCAGGAAGUCAGUGGUGAUGCACUCGGAGAGGAAUUCAAGGGCUAUGUCUUCAAGAUCAUGGGAGGUUGUGACAAGCAGGGUUUCCCUAUGAAGCAGGGUGUCUUGAACCCAGGCCGGGUCCGCCUUUUGCUUACCCGAGGGACCCCUUGCUUCCGUGGAUAUGGAAGGCGCAAUGGGGAGCGCAGAAGGAAGUCAGUGCGAGGUUGCAUUGUUAGCCAGGACCUCUCUGUUCUCAACUUGGUCAUUGUGAAGAAAGGUGAGAACGAUCUCCCUGGGUUGACCGACACAGAGAAGCCCAGAAUGAGGGGACCCAAGAGGGCAUCUAAGAUCCGCAAGCUCUUCAAUCUAUCCAAAGAUGAUGAUGUCAGGAAGUAUGUCAACACCUACCGCCGAACUUUCACCCGCAAAAAUGGGAAGGAAGCAAGCAAGGCUCCUAAAAUUCAGAGGUUGGUGACUCCAUUGACUCUUCAAAGGAAGAGAGCCAGACUUGCAGAGAAGAAGAAGAGAGUUGCAAAGGCCAAUGCUGAUGCUGCUGAGUACCAGAAGCUUCUUGCAUCAAGAUUGAAGGAGCAGAGAGAUCGCAGGAGCGAGAGCUUAGCCAAGAAGAGGUCCAGGUUGUCUGCUGCUUCCAAGCCCUCUGUGAUUGCUUAAAGAGAGGACCGGUUUUGUAUGUCCCAAUAUGUGGCUCCUUGAAGUUCUUAAUUUUUGAAUGAGGUGUCUGAUUGUUAUGAUCAGUCGGUAGGCAUGAGAUUUGAUCUUUACUAAAGAGUUGGAACUUGC